AUGAGUGAAGUAGUAGUACGUGCAGGUAUUUGUGAGUUUGAUGAGAGCAGCAAGUUGUGUGAUCCUUUGCCAGUGCAAGGGAGCAUCAAGAUGGCGCCACACGAGGAAGGUAUAGAGCUAGGGUUUUGGUCGUUUGAAUGGUCUCCUGUGGAGAAGACAGCCAAGCCUAUGGAGCCAAUUUCGCUCAUUUUGAUUCCUGGUGAAACGAAGUGUGUGCGGUUAAGUAGCAAGAACGGUAGAGUGUUUUCUCUAGUGUUUUCCUCUGAUCAGAAAUACUUCUUCUGGUUGCAAGAGAAGAAUGCGGGUAGUCUGAAGCUAGAUCAGUUUAGUGAAAACGAUUUGAAGUUCUUGGAGAAGCUGGAUAGUAUACUGAAGGGCCCUGAGGAAGAAGAAGAAGAAGAAGCUGAAGAUUUGACAGAGAAACUGAAACAUGAAGAUGUCGAAAUGAAAGAUUAG
Molecule: messenger RNA, 456 nt
Organism: Nakaseomyces glabratus
Lineage: Eukaryota; Fungi; Ascomycota; Saccharomycetes; Saccharomycetales; Saccharomycetaceae
Gene: RPN13
Product: proteasome regulatory particle lid subunit RPN13
Cellular component (GO): proteasome regulatory particle, lid subcomplex; nucleus; cytoplasm
Molecular function (GO): proteasome binding; endopeptidase activator activity
Source: RefSeq, a predicted model, not a curated record